AUGCAAUGGGGCUUUCUGCAAGACUGCUGGCCAACUGCCAUGAAACGAUUUCCAUCCUUGCUAUCCCAAGCAGACCUCAUUGUGUACACAAGUAGUCAAUCUUCCCAAGCUGAUCAGCUUUUUACUCAAUUGGGAUUUCCCAAAGUGAUGUUCCAUAGGUUCCAAGAGAGACACUAUAGUCCCUACAGCUCACUCCUCCCACCACCACCACAACAAGUACCCAUUGAUCCCAAGCAAGAUGGAGCCAUUCGAGCCAUGGUGGACCCAUUUCUCCCCCAAAACAACUGGUUUCAGGAUUAUGACUGGAUUUUUCGCAUGAACCCUGAUGUCCUCAUUCGAGAAUGA
Molecule: messenger RNA, 345 nt
Organism: Seminavis robusta
Lineage: Eukaryota; Bacillariophyta; Bacillariophyceae; Naviculales; Naviculaceae
Source: the annotation of a GenBank genome assembly